AUGGCGUAUGACAUCUGCAGAAUGACGCCACUGUCUUCUCAAGCUCCAUCAUCUCCUUCUAAUGAGGAAAAACUUAUUCAUCUUUACGAAGAGCCCCCUGACUCUGAUGUACCAGUUCACCUCUAUGAGGAACCACCUGAUCCUGAACUGUCAGCUAAUCAAAAUGCAGAUUCUCCAGUACUAGACUCCCCGUCCAAUCAGAGGACACCCACUUCCAGUGAAAUUCCUUAUGCAACGAUAGACUCGUCAUUUUCAAAAAGCGAAACAGAUGAGAGUCUGGGAAAAACUGAUUCAAUUGAACGCAACCAAGCAACAAAGGAUGAGGAAUCAGAAACUCUGUUGCCGCAGGAUCAAUAUGUGUGUAUUGACGAUGCAAAUGAGGAAAUUAAAAAUGCGGAAAACAGGGUAAUGGACAAUUCCACUGAGGUGACACCUGAGAAAGAACAAUCAGAAAGUUUUUCUCGGAAUUCCGGAGGACGGAGAAGUAAUAGAUUCAUUGAAGCUAUCCGAAGAAUAUCAUCAUCUAGAAGCAGUAUGAGCGGUACAGAGGAUGAAACCAGAUCCAUCACGUCCGAGACAGAAGACAGUCUUUAUAGUACUGCAGAGAAAGGCGAUACUGGCGAGAGGAAGAGAUCAUUGGACGUGGUCAGGACGGCAAGUUUUCUUGACAAAAUGAAAGAAAUGAGACGGAAAAUUGGCAGAAAGUCAUCAUCCAAAAGUCAGGGUGACCAGGAUUAUGACAAUGCAUCGGAACCAUCAGGGAGUUCAGAAAGUCUAAGAAGUUCAAUCAGUGGUGCGAGUGGACUGAGUGACAUCAUUGAUGUGAUUAAUAUGCCACCAAUGGGGACGUGGAUGGGUAUGUUAAAUAACCGAGUGGGAACGUUCAAGUUCAUUUACGUUGACAUGAUCAAUGAGGAAGAAGAACAAAAAAGAAAUCUCGGAGACCUAGAAUCAGACGACGACCGUCAAAAAGACUCCCCAAGACCAAUAGCGUGGAGGGACUACUGA
Messenger RNA from Saccoglossus kowalevskii, 1008 nucleotides. Its product is annotated as lisH domain-containing protein C1711.05-like. NCBI's taxonomy places the organism in Eukaryota, Metazoa, Hemichordata, Enteropneusta, Harrimaniidae. The record is from RefSeq and is a predicted model, not a curated record.